GAGCGCUCAAACACGCUUCGAUCAACUUCGUUCUUCUCCUCCAUGCCUAAAUCCAUCUAAUCUCUCUCUCUCUCUCUCUCUCUCUCUCUCUCUGCCUGCCUGUCUUUUUUGUUUUGUUUUUCUUAUAAAAAAAGAAUGCUGAUGUGAUCUGGGUUUCACGUAUUCGUGUCAAAGUUGACAUCUUUUUUGUUGCACUAUUAUUAAAAUGGGAGAAAAUAAAUAAAACCAUAGCCAUAGUCAAGAGACGUGCCCAUGCUCCUCUAUAUAUCCAUAAGCGUAUAGUUUUGAAAUUGGGAGUUGAGGCAUGAGUUGUGUUCUUUGGGUUGGGUGAAAUUUCCAAUCUUUUCCUCCCAAAUUGAGAAGCAGAAGAAGAAAUUUGUGAGGGGUAAUCUCAUGGAGGAGACCUUUGUGCCUUUCCGUGGAAUCAAGAAUGACCUCCGUGGGAGGCUGCUGUGUUACAAGCAAGAUUGGACUGGUGGGUUCAGUGCUGGCUUCAGGAUCUUGGCUCCCACUACAUACAUAUUCUUUGCAUCAGCAAUUCCAGUCAUUUCUUUUGGUGAACAGCUAGAGAGGAAUACUGAUGGAGUUCUUACAGCUGUUCAGACGUUGGCUUCAACUGCGAUUUGUGGCAUUAUCCACUCCAUCAUCGGAGGACAGCCUCUGUUAAUAUUAGGAGUGGCGGAGCCCACUGUUAUCAUGUAUACAUUCAUGUUUAACUUUGCCAAACAAAGACCAGAUUUGGGCCGUGAUCUGUUCCUUGCAUGGUCUGGAUGGGUAUGUGUGUGGACAGCAGCUUUGUUGUUCCUUUUGGCCAUUUUAGGAGCUUGCUCCAUCAUCAACAGGUUUACCCGCCUGGCUGGAGAGCUAUUUGGGAUGCUUAUUGCCAUGCUUUUCAUGCAGCAAGCUAUCAAAGGAAUUGUAGAAGAGUUUCGCAUUCCAAAACGAGAGAAUGCGAAUUCAAUAGAGUUCACGCCUUCAUGGAGGUUUGCCAAUGGCAUGUUUGCUUUGGUUUUGUCAUUUGGUCUACUCAUAACUGCAUUAAGAAGCCGAAAAGCAAGGUCGUGGAGGUAUGGAACUGGUUGGCUUAGAAGCCUAAUAGCAGACUAUGGGGUACCAAUUAUGGUGCUAGUUUGGACAGGGGUGUCAUACAUACCAUCACAAAGUGUCCCAAAAGGGAUUCCAAGACGUCUCUUCAGCCCAAAUCCAUGGACGCCCGGUGCAUAUGAGAACUGGACUGUUAUUAAGGAAAUGCUGGAUAUGCCCAUUCUCUACAUAUUUGGAGCUUUUAUUCCUGCGACGAUGAUUGCAGUCCUCUACUACUUUGAUCACAGCGUGGCAUCCCAACUUGCUCAGCAGAAAGAUUUCAAUCUCAGAAAGCCAGCUUCUUUUCAUUAUGAUUUGCUUCUUUUGGGGUUUCUGACCCUAAUGUGUGGCCUUAUUGGUAUCCCUCCAUCAAAUGGUGUUAUUCCACAGUCUCCAAUGCACACUAAAAGUUUAGCUACUCUUAAACACCAACUGCUUCGCAACCGACUUGUCGCAACAGCACGUGAAAGUUUGAAGAGCAACUCAAGCCUGUCACAGUUAUAUGGAAACAUGCAAGAAGCUUAUAGAUGGAUGCAAACGCCUCUUAUCUACCAGCAUUCAUCACCAAUAGGACUUAAAGAGAUGAAAGAAUCAACCAUUCAAUUGGCAUCAAGCUCAGGCCACAUUGAUGCCCCGGUUGACGAGACGCAUUUUGACAUUGAUAAGGAAAUUGAUGAACUGUUGCCCGUAGAGGUCAAAGAGCAGCGAUUGAGCAACUUGCUUCAGGCAACAAUGGUGGGCGGAUGUGUUGCUGCGAUGCCUGUAUUGAGAAUGAUUCCAACCUCAGUGUUGUGGGGAUAUUUUGCUUAUAUGGCCAUUGAAAGUUUACCCGGGAAUCAAUUUUGGGAGAGAAUAUUACUCCUCUUCACUGCACCAAGCAGAAGAUACAAAGUUCUGGAGGACUACCAUGCGAGUUUUGUGGAGACGGUGCCUUUCAAGGCAAUUGCGACAUUUACAUUAUUUCAGACAGUGUAUUUGCUGGCAUGUUUUGGGAUAACAUGGGUUCCAAUAGCCGGCCUCCUUUUUCCUUUGUUGAUUAUGCUUUUGGUUCCAAUACGGCAAUAUGUGCUGCCCAAGUUCUUCAAAGGCUUACACCUUCAGGAUUUGGAUGCAGCAGACUACGAAGAGGCACCCGCUGUUCCAUUCAGCCUUCCUACGGAGGAUGAAGUUGGCGCGAGUGCUUCUACCAUUGGUGGUGGUGGGAGUGGGGAGAUUCUAGAUGAGAUCAUGACAAGAAGCCGGGGUGAGAUCAAGCACAUCAGCAGUCCCAAGGUGACCAGUCUGACAGCAAGCCCAGCCCCACAAGAUCUGAGCCCGCGGUUCGCAGGGAGAGCUUACAGCCCGCGAAUUCGCAGGCUGAGAGGAGAGCGAAGCCCACUGUCUGGCAUCAAAGGAGGAGGAGGAGGAGCUUUCAGCCCUGCUUCUACCUAAGAUCCCACCAGACAAGAAAGACAGCUUCAAAAUGAAUCACUUGUUUCUAUUUGCUGCAAACCUUUUUGCUCCUUUAACAUUACCUUAGAUCCAUCCAUAAUGUAUUGAUGAUGAUGACUCAAAUGGUAAUAAAAAAAGAAGUAUCUGUAUGUAAUCAUUAAUCCUCACUAUGUAUUGCUGUUGUUUACUAUGAUUAUUAAUGAAUGUACAAAGUAGUGUUGGGAUUCUAAUAAACUGAAAUAAUGUACACACUACAAACAGAAUAUAGUACAGUACUUAAA
Messenger RNA from Cuscuta campestris, 2795 nucleotides. Lineage: Eukaryota; Viridiplantae; Streptophyta; Magnoliopsida; Solanales; Convolvulaceae. The record is from the annotation of a GenBank genome assembly.